AUGGAGUCUUCCGAGCCGUCCUCCGGAGAAUCGUCCGCCCAACACCCAAGCCUCUUGAAUCCUGUAACGACAAAGUCGAAUCUGACCUUUCAUUUGUUCCCACAACUCCCCAAAGAAAUCAGGGAAAUGAUUUGGACGCAGAGUGUCACCUGUGAGCGUUAUAUAGUGGUCGAGCUUCGGGGCAUAGAAGCACAAUCUGGCCAAUUCUGUCUACAAGAAUCACCGCCCGGCGGCCCACCUGUCGAUGAAGAGUACAGAUUAGUACUCGUCAAUCCCCCGAAGCCUAGUGCUAUUUUCGGUACCAGUACCGAAUCUCGUGCAAGCGCUUGUCGAUUCUAUAGGGUGCAUCUUCCUUGCUACCACUUGAGGCGAUCACAAUCACCCGCACCAGGAACGUUUUGGUUCAACCCUGAACUAGACACUCUGGAGAUUGAAGGAUUAGAGAACUUUACAAACUUUGCAAAUGACUUUUGGCGCCAUGACUGCCAAAAGGCAGGACUACGCAAUGUAUGUUUCGAUAUCGACAUUAGUAUCGAGAAUCUCUCCUUUGAUGACUUUUACAAACUUGCUGCUUCCACCGACCAGUUUCGUCAAGCUAUCAGCCGACUUGAGCAUGUCACCUUUAUCUGGUACACCCAUAUACAUAGGACAACCUUGAUUUUUCUCCCUCGCCACCCGUUCCAAUCUCAACAUCUCUGUUCACUUCCUGUUGCAGGGGCUACCGGUAGCUUCUCAAGGCAGCAAGAUCCGCGUCCUAUCGAUGAUGUCGUACUCAAUAAUGCCUUUAUGCCUCUCUUUCUUUUUCUUGAGGGACGCGCUAAGGACUGGAUGAACGGGCUUCAGCGAUUAAGAGCGACAAGGCCAUGUGUCUUCAGAUUCGCAUAUGCAACCAGCGCACUUCGUACGCGAUAUAUUAUAGAUGGAGCGGGCGCUAUGGAGUACCUCAAGGACGAAGAGGAAAGGUGGCGAAAGUGUUUUGAAAUCUCAACUAGGUUACUCUCUAGAGAAUCGCAACCCAUGAACGAGGUCCCCAAGCAGCUUGAACACCAACUUCAAACUGCAUUUGGGUUUUGGACCGUUCCCCUCGAGUCUCAUAGUCCAGUUGCUAAGGACUAUUCACACCAACCAGUCUUCCCGAAAACCUACCAACCAGAGCUAUGCUUAUUUCAUUUAUGA
Molecule: messenger RNA, 1176 nt
Organism: Fusarium proliferatum ET1
Lineage: Eukaryota; Fungi; Ascomycota; Sordariomycetes; Hypocreales; Nectriaceae
Exons: 1
Coding region: 1-1176 (391 amino acids)
Source: RefSeq, a predicted model, not a curated record